Messenger RNA from Saccostrea echinata, 369 nucleotides. RefSeq lists its product as uncharacterized. NCBI's taxonomy places the organism in Eukaryota, Metazoa, Mollusca, Bivalvia, Ostreida, Ostreidae. The transcript has a single exon. The record is from RefSeq and is a predicted model, not a curated record. The coding region runs from base 1 to 369 and encodes 122 amino acids.
AUGUCUGAGUUCCUGUUCAUCAUUGUGGGAGACUGGAUAAUGAGAAAUACCAACAAUAGAAAGAGAGGUAUACGAUGGAAAUUUAUGUCCACCUUAGAAGACCUGGAUUAUGCAGACGACAUUGCACUUAUUUCCAGCAAACACAGCGACAUUCAAGAAAAGAUUAGGAGAUUGCAUGACGUGGCUAAAUAUACAGGCUUAAAAAUUAAUGUAGACAAGACAAAAAGCAUGAGAAUAAACGGAAAGAAGAAUGAUGCCAUCAGGAUAAAUGACAAGGAAGUAGAAGAUGUUGAAACAUUUGUCUACCUGGGUGCCACAAUGGACAAGACGAGAAGAACUGAGGCAGACAUAGUGAGAAGGCUAGGCUAA